Molecule: messenger RNA, 1024 nt
Organism: Chaetomium fimeti
Lineage: Eukaryota; Fungi; Ascomycota; Sordariomycetes; Sordariales; Chaetomiaceae
Product: glycoside hydrolase
Exons: 2
Coding region: 215-931 (238 amino acids)
Source: RefSeq, a predicted model, not a curated record
CCUCUCCACAUGCACUCCGGACUUUUGGGCAGCCCAUGCGGGAGUGAAGUCCGGGGUGAGAGGCGAGCCAGUUGCCGGCAGGAAAGGGCAUGGCUCGAACAGCUCGAGAAGGGGGCUUCGAAGCUACCUCUAUAUAACGUGUGUCCCCUGAACUCGUCGCGAGCAAGUUUGAGUCCAUUAUCCUUCUCCCCCUCCUCUCCCAACCACCAUAAUCAUGAAGGUCCUCGCCCCCCUGAUGCUGGCCGGCGCCGCCAGCGCCCACACCAUCUUCUCCUCGCUCGAGGUUGGCGGUGUCAACCAGGGUGUCGGUCAGGGUGUCCGCGUGCCCUCGUACAACGGCCCCAUCGAGGACGUCACGUCCAACUCGCUGGCCUGCAACGGCAACCCCAACCCCACCCAGUCCACCUCCAAGGUCAUCACCGUCCAGGCCGGCGAGAGCGUGACCGCCGUCUGGCGGUACAUGCUGAGCACCACCGGCUCGGCCCCGAACGAUGUCAUGGACAGCAGCCACAAGGGUCCCACCUUGGCCUACCUCAAGAAGGUCGGCGACGCCACCUCCGACUCGGGCGUCGGUGGCGGCUGGUUCAAGAUCCAGCAGGACGGCUACAGCAACGGUGUCUGGGGUACCGAGAAGGUCAUCAACGGCCAGGGCCGCCACAGCAUCAAGAUCCCGGAGUGCAUUGCCCCGGGCCAGUACCUCCUCCGUGCUGAGAUGAUCGCCCUGCACGGCGCCGGGAACUACCCGGGUGCGCAGUUCUACAUGGAGUGCGCUCAGAUUAAUGUCGUUGGCGGCUCCGGCAGCAAGACGCCCUCGAACACCGUCAGCUUCCCCGGUGCUUACAAGGGCACCGACCCCGGAGUCAAAAUCAGCAUCUACUGGCCCCCGGUCGAGAACUACCAGAUCCCCGGCCCCAGCGUCUUCACCUGCUAAACGCUUUUAGCGAGGUGGUGAUACAGUGGCGGAUCUGGGAGACGGUGAUGAUAUUGCAUGGUGUGGUGGCGUUGCAUCCACGGGGGUGGCCAU